AGAUGUAGUAUCACAACAAACAGAGUCUUUUCAUGGACUUGGUUGCAAAUUUAUUAAGGAAGAAAUUCAACAAUAUUCAAAAAUAUUUGAUGUUUUCAACGACUGUUGAUGGGCAAUAUAGAAUUUUCGUGUCCCUGUUUCGGUCCCAAGAAAUUUUGAUUUUUGGCGCCCUGUUUCGCUUUGAAAGUCUGUUCUACCCAGCUGAUAUGUCAAAGAGUGGUUUCCAAGGAAAAGAGCCUUGGAAGGCCAACUCCAAGUUCUCAAAGUUUCUGCAUACUUGCAUUGCGUUUUUUCUUGUUCUAUGGGUCUUCUCUUCAUUUUCCUUAGAGCCAACGUUUUCUUACAGAGGAGGCACUGACCUACUCUCCUUCUCUGAAACGAAGAGCAGUCCUAUUCGGAUACCAAAUAUAAUCCAUCAAAGUUGGAAAAAUAACGAGGUACCAGCAAGAUAUAAAAGAUGGAUACAAAGUUGGAAAGAGCUGCAUCCAAACUGGAGAUAUAUUUUAUGGACAGACCACACUAACAGAAAACUUGUUCUGCGACAGUUUCCUUGGUUAAUUGAUAUAUACGACAGUCUGCCAGUAAAUAUUGCACGUGCAGAUAUAUCUAGAUUCCUUUAUAUGUAUUCAUAUGGUGGUGUCUAUGUUGACUUAGACUUUCGUGCUCUUAGACGCUUUGACACUCUUCUUGAAAACAAAUGCGUUGUUCUCGGAAUGAUGGAGAAUAACUUUCGUCUUGACGACGCUAUCCCAAACGCUAUUAUGGCAAGUGUUCCUGGACACCCCUUUUGGCUUUUAUGUGUAAGAAAAGUUAUAGAUCGACACUUCCUCGGAUUUCGGGGAACUGAGACUAACUUCAGUGGUUCAUUUGUUUUAAAGGAGGCAUAUCAAGAUUGGUGCAGGAUUCACAACAACACAGAGUUCAAAGACGCGAGCAAUCGAAGUAAAAGUUUGGAUACUGGCGGAGAGUCUUCACAUCUCGACGAGUUGUUUCCUUGUCAAGAAGUUCGCCUAGAACCAAAAGGAGUUUUGUACCCUUACAGCUGGGUUUGGGAACCACAGGAGAUUAAGAAAGUUUGUGACUUCUCCAAAGAAAGCUCGAAUCCGGACGAAGAGUUAUGUCUAGCAAAGAUUCUCAAGAAAUAUCCAGAUGCCUAUUCAAUAACUUUUUGGACUCACUCAUGGAGUGCCAAAGGCUCACUAUGCGAAAAACGACCUUCGCUGUGUAAACCCUAAUAAACCCUAUAAUUCCACAAUACUCGGUUCUAAUUACUCAAAUGCUAUCUAUUGCAGUCCUGAUUGACAAUGCCAAGACUUUGUUGUUAUGAAUGAGCAAUAUGGACUGUUGGCUUUCCCUAGUUUGGAUUGGCUAGUUAUCCCAGUCACUUGAAAAUUUGCUCUCGGUAUAGCGCCAACAUUACUUUUAGGAAUAUUUCAAUAGAGACAGAACAGUGGGGUUUAAUUUGGUCUGGUGAGUACCAGUAAUAUCUUCGUGCUUCUUGCCAAAAUAGUCUUUCAAAUUUUAUACCUUUCUAUUGUAAAACUUGAACAACUUGAAUAUCUUCAAAAGGGCAUACCCUGGCAGAAUGUGCCUGUCACUAGAAGAAACUAAAAUUCUCAUCAAGGAAAUCAAUACCUCAAUUUCUUCUGCAGCGCUUAGCCGUGGUUUACAUUUCUCUAAGAGGUUAUUAUUGCCAAAUAACAUCGAUCUCAGCUUAUAUUUCUCACGAUUCAAAACAGAGUAUUCAACUGGGACCCAGUUAUUCGAUGUUAUCUUAGACCUAAAAUAAUAGGGUUUUCGAACUUUGUAAACAUCUCGAAUAGUUGUGCACAAUUCCAAAGCAGUAUCACUUCAAGCUGUUUUGGCUCAUAUAGAGACAGAACAGGAAACAACGAUUCUAAAGUUUAGUCACCCU
Molecule: messenger RNA, 1915 nt
Organism: Galdieria sulphuraria
Lineage: Eukaryota; Rhodophyta; Bangiophyceae; Galdieriales; Galdieriaceae
Product: surface protein Sur1-like protein
Exons: 1
Coding region: 33-1235 (400 amino acids)
Biological process (GO): mannosyl-inositol phosphorylceramide biosynthetic process
Molecular function (GO): mannosyltransferase activity
Source: RefSeq, a predicted model, not a curated record